ACUGUUUUCAUUAAUAAAAUAAAUCCCAUUCCACAUUACUCACAUUUAUAUCACUCUCGCUACCUGGCUCGCCAGUUGUUAAAUAAAUCAAAACACACAUUCAACCGAAUGACUCGCCUUUUCCGAUCCAAAUCUUGCGGACUCACCGAGUUCAACUCUUUCCCUCCCCCGACUCCCUUCUUUCACCAAUACGACACUGAAGGUGAGUACGAGGAGGAGGAGGAGGAGGAGGAGGAGGGUGAGGACGAAGAAGAAGAGUUGUAUAGUGAUGCUUCUGAAAACCCGCUAUCGACGCCGUUUAUUGGGUCAAGAGAAGGAACGGGAGGGAAUGAGAGAGGUCGAAACAGAAAUAGCAAUAAAGAGUUUGCAUUUUUGGAUAUUUUCGUAACGGCGUUAAGGAAGUCUUUGGUGACAUGCAGUGUGGAAAGAGACGAUGUUUCUUCUUCAAUGGACAUAAGCUGGCCUACUGAAGUUAAGCACGUGUCUCACGUGACUUUUGAUAGGUUUAAUGGCUUCCUCGGUUUGCCUACUGAGCUUGAGCCUGAGGUUCCUCGCAAGGUCCCUAGCGCCAGUGCAAAUGUAUUUGGAGUUUCUGCCUGGUCAAUGCAAUGUUCCUAUGAUGACAAAGGGAACAGUGUGCCCACUAUUCUUCUUAUGAUGCAAAAGCGUUUAUAUGUAGAAGGAGGACUUAAGGCGGAAGGAAUUUUCCGUAUAAAUGCCGAUAAUAGCCAAGAAGCUUAUGUCAGAAACCAACUAAACAAAGGUGUAGUGCCUCGUGGAAUUGAUGUCCAUUGUUUGGCAGGUUUAAUAAAGGCUUGGUUUAGAGAACUACCCUCCGGGGUACUCGAUUCUCUCACGCCAGAACAGGUGAUGCACUGCAACACUGAAGAUGACUGCACUCAACUUGUGAAGCAACUUCCUCUGACAGAAGCUGCACUACUUGAUUGGGCAAUCAAUUUGAUGACAGAUGUUGUGGAGCAUGAACAGUAUAACAAGAUGAAUGUGCGCAACAUUGCUAUGGUCUUUGCACCCAACAUGACGCAGAUGGCUGAUCCCUUGACUGCAUUGAUUCAUGCCGUGCAAGUAAUGAACUUGCUCAAGACAUUGAUCUUAAAAAAAUUCCGGGAAAGAGAGGAAUCCAGUGCAAAGUUUAGGUUGCUCUCAGCAUGUGCGGCUUCCCCAAGCGACAAGAGCGACUGUCAUUCAAACUUAAACAGCAAAGAAUCUUGUAAAAUAUCACUCAACGCUCGUGCACCUGAGAUACCAACCACUGGCAAGUUCUCGAGGUCUGCCACUGUGAAUAGAGUAGAAUCCAACGCUGAGGAGAAAUAUUGGAGCUUCCAGAAAAAAAGUGAUGGAGAAGAGGAAUUUAAAUCUGCUUCAAGUAGCAGCCCUCCUUUUUACGAAAUGGACUCCCUAGACAGUGGAUGUAAAGGUGAAAAUGAUAGUGGGGAUUGGCUAAGUUUUAGCAAAGGGGUGAGGAGGCUAUGCAGACACCCUGUGUUUCAGUUGAGUAAACCAGUUAAGAAGACUCGUGAUCCUGGAAUUGUAAAUACCAGGGGAGGAGGCGGAGAAGCUUGGACUUGAUUUAUCAGUUGCUUUCUGGCCUGUACCGUAUAUAUGUUGAUCAGUUCAUGGUUGCUGAUCUAAAGAUUGUGAUAAAAUAGAUGUCAGCGUUUGUUUAAUUCUAUAGUCAGGGAACCCCAAAAACAAAACAUAAAAAUAAAAAAUAAAAAAAAAUUCUAAAUUGUUUGAAGGCCCUAA
Molecule: messenger RNA, 1764 nt
Organism: Populus trichocarpa (black cottonwood)
Lineage: Eukaryota; Viridiplantae; Streptophyta; Magnoliopsida; Malpighiales; Salicaceae
Product: rho GTPase-activating protein 3
Exons: 5
Coding region: 109-1587 (492 amino acids)
Biological process (GO): signal transduction
Molecular function (GO): GTPase activator activity
Source: RefSeq, a predicted model, not a curated record